AGCCUAAACCCCUCCCGGGCCUCACGUCUCCAAAGAUGAAAGGGCAGCGGGUUCUCUAGGGAGGAGGCGGGCGUAGCCCUGGCCUGCGGAGCACAGCGGCUUCUUUGAACACUGGCAGUGGAGCCCGGGUGACCUUUGCCUUCCGGUAGCUGGGAUGGCCCACGUGAGGCUGUUGACUGAACAGAGGGCAGCUGGGCUGCAAGCCUGUGUGGGCCUCCCAGUAGUGAAGGUUUCAGGGAGGGUCGUGCAGGACUGCCCGCGUUCCUGAAGCCCGCGGACGGCGCACGGGCCAGUGUUACUCAUGCGCAUCGAAGCUCUUGCAGGAGACAGCUGACGCCUGUUGGCUCCCUGGAUGUGGGGGUCUGCAUCCGCAUCCCUGUCCCCGGAGGAGCGGAGGGUCCUGGAAAGGAAGCUGAAGAAGGAGCGGAAGAAGGAAGCGCGGAGGCAGCUGCGGGAGGCGGGCAUCGCUGCAGCCCCAAGCCCGGCGAUCAAGCGCUCAGGGGCCGCGCUGGCCCUGGAGUACUUGUGCAGCUGGGCCCAGAAGCACGAGGACUGGAGGUUCCAGAAGACGAGGCAGACCUGGCUGCUGUUGCACAUGUAUGACCGCGACCAGGUCCCUGACAAGCACUUCCCCGCCCUGCUGGCCUACCUGGAGGGCCUCAGGGGCCGCGCCCGAGAGCUGACGGUGCAGAAGGCGGAGGCGCUGAUGCGGGAGCUGGACGAGGCGGGCGCCGGCGCCCUGCCGCCCGGGGGGACCCAGCGCGCCCGGCAGGUGCUGCAGCUGCUCUCCUAGCGGGUGGCUUGGGGGCACCUGGGCCUGGUGGACCCCAGCGAGGGCAAGGGCCCUCUCUCCUGACUCCUUGACCAGGGACUCUUUAGAGGGGAUGAUGAGUCACCGCUCCAUGGUAGAACAAGGUCACUCUGAAAUGACCUGGCCUCCCGGUGGCCCGCAGGCUCCCACGGAAGGUGCUUUUUGCGGGAGACGUCUUGUUUUUCUGCCACGACUAUCCUAGAGCUCAGAGCUGGCCUUUCCUGUCAGCUGGGGCCCAUUCGCGUGGGGGCGUGGCCUCCUCCUCCUGAUGAUCCCGCCCCUGCGUCUGCCUGGCCACCUGCCUGCCUUCCCUGGGCUGGGGGCCAUCGCGCCUCCCCCGGCUGUAUUUUCAAUAAAAACAGGCCCCUGGGGGCCGUGGCUCAUCA
Molecule: messenger RNA, 1197 nt
Organism: Capra hircus (goat)
Lineage: Eukaryota; Metazoa; Chordata; Mammalia; Artiodactyla; Bovidae
Gene: CHLSN
Product: chromosome unknown C7orf50 homolog
Exons: 4
Coding region: 353-793 (146 amino acids)
Source: RefSeq, a predicted model, not a curated record